GCCUCGAUCGCGCUAUUGUCAUGGAGACGGGAAGCUGGCGGCAGCGGCAGCGGGUACAGCUGGGCCGAGGUGGCUUCCAGCCGGCCAAUGCCUAAGCGAGGCGGAACGCCCCGGGCGGCCCGAGCCUGGGGCAGCGUGGAGCCGGCCAGUGGUGGCCUCGCCGGUGGCCUCUUCCCGGGCUCGCAGUAGGCCCGAGUCUUCGCUGGGAGCUCCCGGGAGCAGCGUCCCCGCCCUGCUGCCCUCGCUCCCGCCUCUUGCAGCCCCACGGCCCCUCAGCGCCCGCCCCCGGCUCCGCCCGCCGCAGCCGCAGCCCCUGGCGCUAACGGUCGAUAACGGCCCGCGCGCGCCGCCCGCCGGGGGCUCGCGCCAGCCACGAGGGAGCGUCCGCGGCCCGCGCGCCCGUGCGGCAGAGGAGAGGUGAUAAGUGUGAUGUUUCCGUAAUACAUUUGGAUGUUGUCAGCUAAGUUCACUUCUGAACUAAGGGGUUCCUCCACAUGUUGGCUGAAAUUUGUCCUUGCACAUCCCAAGGCUCGUCUGCAAAGUCUACAAUUCAUAAUGGAGCUACUGUACUGGCUAUUGGAAAGAGGAGAUUCUGAAGAUAAGGAGAUUCAGCCAUCGGUCUUUGAAAUUUCCUGUGAUGAGUUUCAAUCUAGAUGCAAAGGACAUGGAAAAAUCAAAGUGCUCGAGUGGUUUAAAUAUGUUUUGGAUGUUCCUGUUUAUAGACUAUAAUACUUUUCCAAUUAAAAUCCUCAGUUGUCAUGCAGAAGAAGGUUAAGCUCUACUUGAUUGCCAAUUUUACUGAAAAUGCUUAGUAUUUUACAGUAUCACUGAAUAUAUUUUGUUUAGCCAAAGAAUAGGAAAAAUAAAUUGUGUAGGUUGACUUUUUUCUAAAAAUGUCUUUUUUCUAAAAAUGUCUUUAUUGGAUUGAAUGAAUGUUUAUGCCUGAAAAAAAAAGGUUCAAAAAAUUCCUUUUACCAUCAUAGUCAUUCUUUUGACAAUCAGUUAUUAUUAGACUCGGUUUAAAAUAAUUUUCUAAUAUGACUCUUACAUUUAUGGGAGGAAAAAGACUUGAAAGAUACUCCUGUGUGUAUUUUAAUUCUCUGUAGUAGUAGUCCCUCUGGAAUAGAAUGUCUCUUCCUCAAACAAAUCUAUUGGCUCAUUUCAUAUAUGAGAAAAAUUUGCCCUAACUGGCAGAGUUUCAUCUCUGUAAAGAAGGCUGACAUCCACCUCCUUCACAGAAUCCCUGCAUCUGGGUAAUUGAGUAAUGACAGAUUACCUUGCCAUUGGGAAAUACCUUGUUGUGGCCUUUGUAGCAGCUACAGGCAGAUGGAAGAAUUCUUCUGUACAGACAGGUCUCCAGCCUCUUUGGUGUGGACACUGUGAAGGGGUACGUCUGGUGGGAAGGAGUGCUUAGGGAAGGAACUGGGAAGGUCCACAAAGGCUGAUGAUGACAAAGAAUCCAAGGGCUAGGAUGAAUUCUAAGCUUAGAUCUCAGAGUCAUAAAGUAAAUUUAUUAGGCUAGAGAGAUUUCCUUUUUUGUUUUUGAUCUAACUUUAUUUUUUCAGAUUUAUAAGUUCACAUGCAGCUGUACAAAAUCAUACAGAAAUCUUUGAACACUACCCCGUUUCUCCUAAUAGUAACUUCUUGCAAUAUACUGUAUAGUACAGCAUCACAACUUGGAUAUUGACAUUGAUGCAGUCAAGAUAGAGAACAUUUCUAUAACCAGGAGGAUCCCUCAUUACUGCCCUUUUAUAGCCACCCCUACUUCCAGACCAUCUCACUCCUCCCUUAACCCGGGCAACCGCUAGCCUAUUCUCCAUUUCUAUAAAUUUGUCUUUAUAGGAAUGUUAUAUAAUUGCAAUUAAAGUGUGUAACCUUUUGGGGUUUGACUCAAACCCAGCAUCAUUUUCUGGAGAUUCAGCUUAUAUGUGUCAAUAGUUUGUUCCCUUUUUUUAGUUCAAUAAUAUUCUAUGGUAUGCGUGUACCACAUCACUCAUCAAUUAGGACUUCUGGGUUGUAUCUGGUAUUUCAUUAUUACAAAUAAAAGUGCUAUAUAUA
Molecule: messenger RNA, 2058 nt
Organism: Rhinopithecus roxellana (golden snub-nosed monkey)
Lineage: Eukaryota; Metazoa; Chordata; Mammalia; Primates; Cercopithecidae
Gene: CRNDE
Product: colorectal neoplasia differentially expressed
Exons: 4
Coding region: 451-729 (92 amino acids)
Source: RefSeq, a predicted model, not a curated record